Molecule: messenger RNA, 1781 nt
Organism: Physcomitrium patens
Lineage: Eukaryota; Viridiplantae; Streptophyta; Bryopsida; Funariales; Funariaceae
Product: protein DJ-1 homolog A
Biological process (GO): glyoxal metabolic process
Cellular component (GO): cytoplasm
Source: RefSeq, a predicted model, not a curated record
GGCUGCGAUACUGCUGCAGCGCCUGUCUUCGUUUGUAUAUUGGACUUCGGCUAUGGCGGCUAUGGCUAUCUCAGUGUUGCCAAUCGUGUCCGGUCUUCUGCCGUGCCUUGUUCUGCGCGUGAUCGAGGGACAAUCUCGGCGAGACAUUUGCAAUCUGAGCUCGGCUUUGUGUCCCGUCUCGGAGUCGCUUCAAUUUGAGAGGUCUCAAGCUUGGUGUAGGACCAAAGUGAAGGAGUCCUCGAGGAGGUCUAGGAGGGUUGAUGCUCGUGUAGUGAUGGCGCAGGCCAAUUCUGCGAUGGAGAAGUCUCCAGCGAAGAAGCAAGUGCUGGUGCCUGUGGCGAACGGCACCGAGGAGAUGGAGGCCGUGAUUGUGAUCGAUGUUCUGCGGCGAGCUGGUGCGGCGGUGACGGUUGCAUCCGUGGAAGAGGGAAAGCUCGUCAAUGCUUCGCGGGGUGUGAAUCUGUUGGCGGAUUGUUUGAUAUCGGAAUGCGAGGGAGUGGAGUAUGAUCUUGUGGUGUUGCCUGGUGGAAUGCCUGGUGCUGAGAGGUUUCGGGAUUCACAGGUUUUGAAGAGGAUCACGGUGAAACAGUCGCAGGAGAAGCGGAUGUUUGCUGCAAUUUGCGCUGCUCCAGUGGUUGCGCUUCAAUCUUGGGGGCUUUUGGCGGGGCUCAAUGCUACUUGCCAUCCUGGAUUUGCAGUAAAGUUGGAGGAUAAGUCAUCAGUGGGGGGCAGAGUGGUGAGAGAUGGUGCAUUGACGACCAGCCGUGCUCCUGGUACUGCGUUCGAGUUUGCGUUGGCUCUCAUUGAGCAGCUUUAUGGUCCUGAGAGCGUGCCCGCAGUGGCUGAUCCAAUGGUACUUCCAUCGCAUGACGGUAUUGUUUCUGCGGCUUUGAAAUUUAAUGAUGAGGAUUGGACGACGUCGUCGAUCCCUCGGGUGCUGGUUCCAGUUGCAAAUGGUUCAGAAGAGAUGGAGGUGGUCAUAAUCGUGGAUAUUUUGCGGAGAGCCGGUGCGGAAGUCGUUGUAGCUUCUGUGGAAAGUGAGACUACCAUCAAGGCUUCCCGUAACGUGCAGCUCGUGGCUGAUACUCUUGUCUCUGAGAUUGUUCAGACCAAGUUCGAUCUAGUUGUAUUACCUGGAGGCAUGCCUGGCGCAACUCGCCUUCAAGAAUCGGAAGAGUUGUCGAAAAUUUUGAAUCAACAAGUUGAAAGUGGACGCUGCUAUGGUGCAAUUUGUGCCGCACCUGCCGUGGUUCUUGAAGCAAAUGGAUUAUUAAAUGGAAAGAAGGCAACGAGUCAUCCAGCAUUUUCUAGUAUUUUGAAAGAUCAGAGUGCCGUGGAAGGUCGGGUGGUGAUCGAUGGGCGCCUGAUCACUAGCAGAGGCCCUGGAACUGCGAUGGAAUUUACUCUCAAUAUAGUGGAAAAGCUCUUUAGCCGCAGCAAAGCUCAGGAGGUAGCUGAACCAAUGGUCUUCAAUUACGUUUGAAAUUACAUGUUUUGUAGUAGACAUUGUGGCUGAGCCAUGCUUUGAAUCGUUUAGAAUUCAGAUGCCUUCAUUGCUGCAAUUUUGAUUAGUGCGAAUUUCAUCCGAGUGAGGAAAGUUUUGCAUGCAGUGGUGCGUGUUGCAAACCACCGCUGGCGAAUUCCGCUCACUGGGUAUGUAACUAACUCUUAGAAGUUGAGAAUCUCUUGCGCUAUACCAUUAAGAUGGGAGGCUAUUACUGUUCUUGUGCUGGCGAACAUUCAAAAAAGUAACGUAGGUUUGUAGUGGGUAAAUUGAACUA